GUGAUGAAGAAGGGACACCCAGUCGUGCGAAUUGCUGAAUGUCGACAGCAAGGCACCGAGAGAGGAUGGCGCGCCAAGGUAUAACAUGUGCCAAGACCACGCUCGACAGGGCGCCUGCUGCGCGGCCAGCACAGCUACGACAGCAGCUUGGCAAUCAGCUGCCCGCGCCAAGCUUUCGACGAAAGGCGCAUAUCCUCUCGUGUGCAAAGACGAAAGAGCAAGACUUUUGAGCGGACUUUUGUGCGCUAAUUGCUGAACUUCAGGCUUGGGCAAUGAAUCACGAAUGUCGCAAAGCUGCUGCUAGGGUUCACAGUCUGUGGCUAGAGCGGACAAAAGAAGAGGCAAACUUCUAUGCAAAGGGCGUUCGCAAAGCCCAGCGCUGGCGCUCGUUGGAUUUGCCAGCUACUUACUCCUUGGCAGCCUACGUAUCCGACGAGACUGGCACACUCAUCACGACUUUACAAUCAACAGCCCACGUGAUUGCAAGUGCUAUCGAGCUCUCGAGUGCUUUCAAUGGUCAGCGAGUCAGCCUCCACCAGCACUCAUGAAUGCCCAAGAUGCCAUUCCUCUAAGGUCUGCAUCGUACAUUCGUCUAACUACACUCUUCGAGACUGACACAUCCUUGAUCGCGCACCUUGCUCUGCUGACGGCGAGCCGUACGAUAGAAAAGGACAAAGACACCGGCAGGUUCAGG
Messenger RNA from Ceraceosorus bombacis, 694 nucleotides. NCBI's taxonomy places the organism in Eukaryota, Fungi, Basidiomycota, Exobasidiomycetes, Ceraceosorales, Ceraceosoraceae. The record is from the annotation of a GenBank genome assembly.